AUGAAGGUUAAGGUAGAAUCUCUUCUUGAUUCAUUGCAUGCCAAUGAAGAAAAAGUCCCUCUCCUGAAGGGAGUGGCCACGCCGAAUGAGGAUGAGAAAAACUUGAUUCAGAAAGCCAUUUGCCAGACAUUCAAGAGCACAGCCCAUCUGGCCAAUCUUUUACCGACCGGAACAGUGCUUGCUUUCCAGCUUUUAUCGCCCAUAUUUUCGAAUCAGGGAAACUGUGACUCGGUCAGUAGGUCCAUGACUGCAGGACUUGUUGGCCUCUGUGGGUUGUCGUGUUUCCUGUCAAGCUUCACCGAUAGCUUUAGAGACAAGAAUGGAAAUGUAUGUUAUGGGUUUGCGACAUUCCGGGGCUUGUGGGUCAUUGAUGGGUCGGCGACCAUUCCACCUGAAGUUGCUGCAAAUUACAGGCUGCAGUUUAUAGAUUUCAUGCAUGCCCUCAUGUCAAUACUAGUAUUCGCAGCCAUUGCCUUAUUUGAUCAGAAUGUGGUAAAUUGCUUCUAUCCAUCACCAUCAACUAAGGCACAGGAAGUCCUCACAGCAUUGCCUGUCGGGAUCGGUGUUUUUUCUAGUAUGUUAUUCCUUGUUUUUCCCACCAAGCGCCAUGGAAUUGGCUUCCCCCUUUCUGCUAAUUAA
Dovyalis caffra is the source of this 639-nucleotide messenger RNA. Lineage: Eukaryota; Viridiplantae; Streptophyta; Magnoliopsida; Malpighiales; Salicaceae. The record is from the annotation of a GenBank genome assembly.